AUGGAGUCAGAGGCCUAUUUACAGGCGAGCAGGGCUCCGCUUUUACAGGGUGUGAUGUGGACAAUGGCUAUAGUGCCUUUGGUGUUUGUGCUGAUGCGAUUGUACGUUCGAGUUAUCUUGAAACGAGUUUUCGGUUGGGAUGACUUUAUUAUCAUCGUUGCAACGGCCUGCUUGGUUGCUUAUGCUGCCGUUUGUCAUGUUGCCUCCACGAUAGGCCUUGGAAGACAUCUUACUUUUGUUGAGGAAAACCCGAACCACGUCAUCGAUGUAGCUCUGCUAUGUGAUAUCGGUGAAGCCUUGGCCAUUAUGGCAUGUACGUUGGGUAAAACUUCGUUUGCGGUCACUCUCCUCCGCAUUGUCGUUCAUAAGUGGAUGAUCAUCGUGCUCUGGUUUGUGAUUGUGACGAUGAACUUGGUCAACGUUCUAGCAGCCUUGUUCAUCUUUGUACAAUGCAAGGAUCCAAGACAUCUCUGGAAUGCUUCUAUUCCAUCAGAGUGUUGGCCUGCCGAUGUUUUCACGCACUUUUCUCUGUUUGUGGGUGCAUACUCUGGUGCGCAAGACUUCGUGCUGGCCCUACUCCCUUGGACACUUGUUUGGAAUCUACAAAUGAAAAAGAAGGAGAAAAUUGGUAUUGCCUUUGCCAUGAGUCUAGGUGUAUUCGCUGGUGCGGCCUCAAUCGUCAAAACAACUUACUUGGUGGCGUUGUCUGAGAAGUCAGACUUUACUUGGGAACUUGCUCCACUGCUUUACUGGGCGGCUGUCGAAGAUGGAUUGGCCAUUACUGCGGCUGCGAUUUCUACUCUCAAGCCAUUACUUGCCAGAGUCUUCCCCGGAUCAUCAAUCAGCAACAACUACAACAUGAUUUCUUAUCCUUACGCGCCAAAUCGAAAAGUCUUCGAUAAUUCGCAAGGCGAGACGCGCACCGACAUCGGCCAUACGAGUAUUCACGAGAGAGGGAGUCAGACUGCAAUUUUGGAGCCGCUGUCUCCAAAGCGGGAUGAAAGUAUCAACAUGACUACAGAAGUGUCUGUCACUUACAAUCGGCCGUCUUAA
Penicillium cataractarum is the source of this 1053-nucleotide messenger RNA. RefSeq lists its product as uncharacterized. NCBI's taxonomy places the organism in Eukaryota, Fungi, Ascomycota, Eurotiomycetes, Eurotiales, Aspergillaceae. The record is from RefSeq and is a predicted model, not a curated record. Bases 1 to 1053 code for a protein of 350 amino acids. The transcript has 5 exons.